AACACAGUCCCCACUCGCUAAAUUGCAUCCACGCUGAAUCCUCGUCCUCUUUCCAAAAUGGUCCUGAAAAUCCACGGUGUCGCGCAGUCGACCUGCACUCGUCGCGUUGCUCUCAUUUGCAAGGAGAAAAACGUGCCGUACGAGAUUGUCCCUGUCAACUUCCAAACUGGGGAACACAAGAGCCCCGCGCACCUCGAAAAACAGCCUUUUGGACAAGUACCCUACAUCGACGAUGACGGGUUCAUCAUCUUUGAAUCUCGCGCUAUCAGUCGUUACAUCGCGACCAAAUAUGCAGACCAGGGCACGCCAGGGCUCAUCCCCACCGAUUUGAAGGCUGUUGCAAUCUUCGAACAGGCUGCCAGCAUCGAAGUGAACGACUUCGAGCCGUAUGCCGGUGGUAUCUGCCUCGAGAAGAUAUUCAAGCCCAAUCGUGGAGUCAAGACUGAUGAAGCGCGCGCGGCGGAACUCGCAGCAACGCUCGAGUCUAAGCUUGAAGGCUACGAAAGGAUCCUGAGCAAGCAGAGGUAUCUCGCCGGAGACAAUGUCACCUUGGCAGACCUGUUCCACUUGCCGUACGGCAACUCUAUCACCGUUUUGGGAUACGGGCACCUCAGCAAGACACCCAACGUCGCUAGAUGGUGGAAGGACAUCUCAUCCAGAGCGUCGUGGCAGUCCGUCAAAGACAGUGCAUGAUAAAGCGUCGCAUUGUAUAUCUUGGGACUUUAUAGAAGUAAAGCUUUGGACUUCUCGCCAGCACUCCCUUCGUCUGCUUCAUCAGUCUCAGGCCGGAGAAACCCCGUAAAAUAUCUGAAACUCUCGAUCUUUGUGAAUUGGACUGCUCAAGUAAUCUCUAACUACAGCUACGCUAUGGAAGUCGUCUCCGGUCCUAUGCUGUAGCAUAAUUAACGUAUUUCGUCACC
This is a messenger RNA of Heterobasidion irregulare TC 32-1, 920 nucleotides long. RefSeq names its product glutathione S-transferase. Gene Ontology annotation, cellular component: cytoplasm. The record is from RefSeq and is a predicted model, not a curated record. NCBI's taxonomy places the organism in Eukaryota, Fungi, Basidiomycota, Agaricomycetes, Russulales, Bondarzewiaceae. Gene Ontology annotation, molecular function: glutathione binding; glutathione transferase activity. Bases 58 to 693 code for a protein of 211 amino acids. The transcript is spliced from 6 exons.